AUGGACGCAUUCAAGCUCCUAACCAGGUCAACCAAGUUAAAGACCGGAGGCAGCGCAACUCCAUCAUCGGCAUCCGCGCGCCUCCCAUCAACAGGCAAAGCAGAGAACCCGCAGCUCUUCCGCAACGCAGAGGCUGAAAAGGUCCUGGAAGAAGCGAAAAACGGGAAGAAAAGGAAGAGGAGUCAGGAGCAGGUGCCUGAGAAAGAUGAUGAUGCGGAGUUGGACUUCUUCAGCGCGGGGAGUAAAAAAGCUUCCUCUGCUGCUGCUGUGAAAGAGCAGGCUGAGGAGGGCUCUGAGCAGGAAGGAGAUGAUGGAUCUGGUGAUGAGGAGGCGGGUGAUGGGAUGGAUGAGGUGCAGAGGAGGACUGUUUUGAAUGCGCAUAAGAUCAAGGUCACGGAUCUGCGCGACAUCGAGGAACUUCAACCGCAAACGCAAAGUCAAAGCGAGGAGCCGAAGAAGAAAAAGAAGAAGGCGAAGAAGGAGCAGGAAGCUGCUCCGGCUGCGCUGAGCAAGAAGGAACAGAAAAAGGCGCGCCGGUUGUUCCCACAGCCUCUUGUUUCGUUUAAAGAAUUGCGCUCGAGAUAUAAAAUUUCGAGCAGACUUGCGGAGAACAUCGCGGAGCAGGGGUUUACUGUUCCUACGGAGGUUCAGCUGGGGAGUUUGCCCUUGUUGCUGGGUGAGCCUACGGUUUCUCAGCAGUCGAAGGAAGAGGAGAAGGUUGAGCCUGAUCUUCUGGUUGUUGCACCGACAGGAAGUGGCAAGACCCUGGCAUUUUUGAUUCCGGUUAUUAACAAGAUCGUUUUGCACCAUCACCAGCAGCAAGAUGAGCGCGGGAUCUUGUCACUCGUUAUCGCGCCGACAAAGGAGCUCGCGGGACAAAUUGUGAACGAAGGAAGGAAACUGGUUGCGGGUACCGGUGUGAAGAUCACCAUGAUGAAGAAGGGCAUGCAGGUGGCGGAACACGGAGACGACGAUGAUAAGAAUGAUGAUAACCUUCUGGACGAAGACAGCGCAGAAUCUUCCGAAUCGGAAGAGGAUGACGAUAAGGCCAAGAAGAGCAAGAGCCAACAAAAAGCUCCUGUUACCAAGAGUGACAUUCUGGUAACCACCCCAUUGAUGUUCGUUAAUGCACUUUCGGCCAAUGGGACGAAGCCCUUGGCUACCUUGCCUUUGGUGAGAAGUCUCGUUUUUGACGAGGCAGAUGUCCUUCUGGAUCCCUUGUUCCGUGAGCAAACCCUCGAUAUCUGGCGUGCCUGCACACAUCCCGAGCUUCGUGUGAGCUUGUGGUCAGCGACUAUGGGAUCGAAUGUCGAAGAUCUCAGUAAAUCAAUAAUCAAAGAACGACAUGAGUCCGUCAGCAACAUCAAUUCAUCGCCAUUGCUUCGUCUCGUUGUUGGCCUGAAGGAUUCCGCCAUCCCCAACAUUCACCAUAAGCUUACUUACGCUGCAACGGAACAAGGAAAGCUGCUGGGACUAAGACAACUCCUGCAUCCCGCCGCAGCCUCAGCCUCGGACGUACGCCUUCGUCCUCCAUUCCUGAUCUUCACACAAACGAUUCCUCGAGCAGUUGCACUACACUCUGAACUACAAUACGAUAUCCCCACCGAGGCCGGUGGCUCCUCCCGUAUCGCCGUCCUCCACUCCGACCUAUCCGACACCCAACGAUCCGAAAUCAUGAAAGGCUUCCGCAAAGGCGAGAUCUGGAUCCUAGUCACAACCGACCUUCUAGCCCGAGGCGUCGACUUCCGCGGUAUCAACGGCGUCGUCAACUACGAUAUCCCCAACUCCGCAGCAGUAUACGUCCACCGCGUCGGACGGACCGGUCGAGCAGGAAGAGAAGGUGGUAUCGCAGUAACCUACUACACGAAAGAAGACAUCCCGUACGUCAAGAGUAUCGCCAACAUCAUCGAUGUCAGCGAAAAGCUACGCGGAAAGGAGGGCGAGAAGUCCGUGCAGAAAUGGCUGCUGGAUGCACUUCCGGACCUGAGCAAGAAGAAUAAGCAGGAGUUGAAGAAACACGGUGUCAAGGCAAGACAGUCGUCGCUUAAGGCUGUUAAGGAUGAUAAGGAGCACAGGAGGACGAGGAUUAGUACGAAGAGCGGUUUCGAGCGGCGACAGGAGAACAAGAAGAGAGAUAUUGUCAACGCCAGCCGUAACAGGAAAGCCAACGCCGCUAAGGAUGCUGGAAGCGAUGAAGAUUAG
Aspergillus glaucus CBS 516.65 is the source of this 2202-nucleotide messenger RNA. It is a transcript of the gene rok1, whose product is annotated as RNA-dependent ATPase ROK1. Gene Ontology annotation, biological process: maturation of SSU-rRNA. Gene Ontology annotation, molecular function: RNA helicase activity; ATP binding; nucleic acid binding. The coding region runs from base 1 to 2202 and encodes 733 amino acids. Gene Ontology annotation, cellular component: 90S preribosome. The transcript has a single exon. The record is from RefSeq and is a predicted model, not a curated record. Lineage: Eukaryota; Fungi; Ascomycota; Eurotiomycetes; Eurotiales; Aspergillaceae.